Molecule: messenger RNA, 1209 nt
Organism: Babesia ovata
Lineage: Eukaryota; Apicomplexa; Aconoidasida; Piroplasmida; Babesiidae
Product: AGC kinase
Exons: 2
Coding region: 1-1209 (402 amino acids)
Biological process (GO): intracellular signal transduction; peptidyl-serine phosphorylation
Molecular function (GO): protein serine/threonine kinase activity; ATP binding
Source: RefSeq, a predicted model, not a curated record
AUGGAAGAUUUCGAAUUGGAACGCAAUAUUGGCUGCGGAAACUUUUCACAGAUAUGGCACGUGACCCUAAAAGCGCGCCCUCAAGAAUCGUAUGCGCUUAAGAUCGUCAACGUGCAAACGGUAAAGAGAAACGAUUUGGUCACAUUCGUGCAGCAAGAAAGAAAUGCCAUGCUCUCGCUCAAUAACCCAGGACACCCAAAUGUUAUUCGUAUGAUCGAUACCUUCAGAGAUAACGAAAACGUAUAUUUGUUGUACGAAUAUGCUAAAGGGGGAGAAUUGUGGGAAGAAAUCAAGAAUGUUGGCGUGCAAGAUAAAUAUAUAUCCCGCGUCCUGGUAGGACAGCUCUUGAGUGGCAUAGAGUACAUCCAUAAUCAUGGUAUCGUUCAUCGCGACUUGAAAUGUGAAAAUGUCGUAAUUGAUGGCGGGGUUCUAAAAAUUAUCGACUUUGGGACAUCGAAAUUUGUAGACGAGCUGAACGCAGAGGAGCAAAGUGGCGAGGCCUAUAACGAAUGUAUGGGCGUCAGAUCAGGAAGAGAUAUUAAGAACUAUGAAAUACACGGGAAUCAUGGAUCCAUUUCAUUACACAGGGCUACGAUGAUGAGGAGAAAAUUUAAGCACUACGUGGGAACACCGAAUUUCAUGCCCCCGGAGGCAAUAUCUAACAUCUCAUCAGGUUAUGCAGGGGAUUUAUGGGCAUUUGGUUGUACCAUAUAUCAGUUGUUGCUUGGUUUUAACUGCUUCAAUGGUUCGUCGAACUAUUUCAUCUACAAGAAGAUAAAAGAUAACCAAAUAGAAUUCCCUGAUAAUUUCGACCCUGACGCGAUGGACCUGAUCAAACAACUAUUAUGCACCAAUCCUCGGGAACGCUUAAGCCUGGCAAGGGUUAGGGAACAUAAGUUCUUUGCUGGGAUACGUGACUCCAUGCCCCAUGCCGUCCCCUUGGAAACAUUCAACACGCUAGACACAGCGUUACGGCGCGCAUGUUACAAAGUGCAAGAGUCUAUAUUUAAUCUGACCGUGAAACGUGAGAAUGCGACCAACGAUGACCAUAAUGAGAUCAAAGAAGCCAUCAGUUGGAUAGAACAACACAGCACGCCAGAAAUAUCCGAUGCUAUUAGAUUUAAUUACGUCCGUACAAAGGACCAACUGGCGUUGGAAAUUGAUGAAGCUAACCGUUACAUGGCAGAACAAUUGCCAAAUGAUUGCUAA